AUGGCACGGCUCCUGAAAACAAACGCUAAGGCCCAAUUUAUAGAUGUCACCCAGGCGAAGUCCUCGGUGGCUACAAGGUAUCUUGAACAGGCUGAUUGGAAUGUGGAAGAAGCAUUAAGGGAAUACUAUAAUGAAAACCCUCCAUAUGACCCAAAGUUGGAAAAUUUGUUCGAUAAGUAUAUGGAUCCAGAGAAUCAUGAUCUUAUUCUGAUCGACGGUACGUUGGCGUACCUCAAUGAUUUGGGGAUCGACCCGGAAGAGGUCUUGAGUUUAAUCGUGGCAUAUGUUCUAAAAAGCCCACAAACAGGCGAGUUUAGAAGAAAUUCCUUCGUUCAAAUUUGGCUGUCACUAUCGAUAAAUACAAUCGAUGGGAUGCGUCUGUUCUUGUUAGAGAAAGAGAACACCAUGGAGACAUCGGUGGACGAGUUUGAGCCCUUCUACCAGUUUGUGUUUGAGUUUGUGAGGGGCUCUGACUCUCGCAUUAAAGUCAUUUCCUCUGAGGAAGCAAUUAUCUACUGGCAGAUGCUUUUGGACAAGAGGUUCCCGAAAUCAACCGAAAGACUACAGCAAUGGUACGAGUUUGUGCAAGAAACAAAGAAGAGUAUUACUCGCGAUUCCUGGAACAUGUUCUUCAAAUUCCUUGUACAAGUCAUUGAGAAAGACCCUAGUUCCCUAUCAGGAUACGACGAGGCUAGCGCAUGGCCUUCUCUUGUCGAUGAAUACAUUGAGUGGUUAGAGGAGAGCGGGAAGCUACAAAAAGGAGACGACAUGUCUCUUAUAUUUUAA
Messenger RNA from Candidozyma auris, 786 nucleotides. RefSeq names its product NEDD8 ligase DCN1. Gene Ontology annotation, cellular component: ubiquitin ligase complex. Bases 1 to 786 code for a protein of 261 amino acids. Gene Ontology annotation, biological process: positive regulation of ubiquitin-protein transferase activity; protein neddylation. The transcript has 2 exons. Gene Ontology annotation, molecular function: cullin family protein binding; ubiquitin conjugating enzyme binding; ubiquitin-like protein binding. Lineage: Eukaryota; Fungi; Ascomycota; Pichiomycetes; Serinales; Metschnikowiaceae. The record is from RefSeq and is a predicted model, not a curated record.